This is a messenger RNA of Paramecium octaurelia, 414 nucleotides long. Lineage: Eukaryota; Ciliophora; Oligohymenophorea; Peniculida; Parameciidae. The record is from the annotation of a GenBank genome assembly.
AUGCAAAUUCGUUAACCAACACGAUAUCCUGUAGUACCGCAAUUCUAAAAUCUGAACCAAUAUGGUCCUUUUGUCUCACCAACACAACGCACAUCUCAAAUCUAAAGAAUUGGAACUCCAAAUACAUUACGUUUUGACUACCAGAGAUUAAGAAAUACUCAAUCUAUGCAACAAUAUCCGAUUAUGGCACAAACUUCAGUAGCCACUCCACAAAAAGUCAUUGCAAAAAAACCACACAUCAAAAUGCCUCAACCUGGACAAACUGUUUCACAGUCGUAGACGCCUUCCUAUGACCCUGCCCUUAUGGUUGGACUGAUCAAGGAAAAUCAGGAGAUCAAGGCUAAGAUCGCUUAGAAGGAGAAGGAGCUUCAAUUACUAAAUGAAGAAAUUGCUUUGUUUGAAUAAAAAUCAUGA